Besnoitia besnoiti is the source of this 327-nucleotide messenger RNA. RefSeq lists its product as uncharacterized. The transcript has 2 exons. NCBI's taxonomy places the organism in Eukaryota, Apicomplexa, Conoidasida, Eucoccidiorida, Sarcocystidae. Gene Ontology annotation, biological process: protein insertion into ER membrane. Gene Ontology annotation, molecular function: protein folding chaperone. The record is from RefSeq and is a predicted model, not a curated record. Bases 1 to 327 code for a protein of 108 amino acids. Gene Ontology annotation, cellular component: endoplasmic reticulum membrane.
AUGGCAACUCCCGCCCUCCCCCCGAACGAUCCACGGGACUACCAGAACAUUGUUCACUUCGUGCAACCGCCACAGAAGGAGCCGGAGGCAGACCUGACGACGUUUGUCUGUUUGCCGCUGGUGCUGGGGGCGGUGAUGCUGCAGAUGCACUUUCUCUUUUACGUCUGUUUUCUGUUGAUCAUCUCCAGCUGGCUGGGCUCCAAGUACGGGGAAUUCAACUUCCAGCAGUACUCCUCUGUCAUCAUGAUGUGCUCCAUGGGUUUCAUCAUGCCCAUGCUCCAGGGCAAGCCGACGCGACCCGUCGCCUCGCCCUCGCCCCCUGCGUGA